CGCGAGUGGCAGGAUGGCGUGGCAGCCCAUGGAGAUCAACCUGGAGAUGCUGAACAAAAUACUCCAUCGCCUAGGGGUUGCCCCUGGCUGGCAAUUUGUGGAUGUCUUAGGGUUUGAGAAAGACAUCUUGAGUGCUGUGCCGACUCCAACUUGUGCAGUACUUCUGCUCUUUCCCCUUACGGCUCAGCACGAAAACUUCAGAAAAAAGCAGAUUGAAGAACUGAAGGGCCAAGAAACGAGUUCAGAUGUCUACUUUGUGAAGCAGGCUGCCAGUAACUCUUGCGGAACCAUUGGCUUUAUCCACGCAGUAGCUAAUAAUCAAGAUAAAAUACGAUUCGAUGAAGGAUCUGCACUAAAAGAAUUCCUCACUGCGACAGCUGGGCUGUCUCCAGACGAGAGAGCAAAACAUCUGGAGAACAACAAGGCCAUUCAAGAAGCCCACAAUGCAGUUGCCCAGGAGGGUCAAUGCCGGGUUGAAGAUGACAAGGUGAACUUCCAUUUCAUUCUGUUUGCCAGCGUAGGCGGACACCUCUACGAACUGGAUGGAAGAAUGCCAUUCCCUAUCAAGCACGGAGCCAGUUCAGAGGACGCCAUGCUCAAGGCAUCAGCCGAGAUCUGCCAGCAAUUCACCCAACGUGAGCAAGGAGAGGUGCGUUUUUCUGCCGUGGCCUUGUGCAAGGCUGCUUGA
Messenger RNA from Protobothrops mucrosquamatus (brown spotted pit viper), 688 nucleotides. Its product is annotated as ubiquitin carboxyl-terminal hydrolase isozyme L1. Gene Ontology annotation, biological process: ubiquitin-dependent protein catabolic process; protein deubiquitination. Gene Ontology annotation, molecular function: cysteine-type deubiquitinase activity. The record is from RefSeq and is a predicted model, not a curated record. NCBI's taxonomy places the organism in Eukaryota, Metazoa, Chordata, Lepidosauria, Squamata, Viperidae. The transcript has a single exon. Gene Ontology annotation, cellular component: cytoplasm. Bases 14 to 688 code for a protein of 224 amino acids.